Populus nigra (black poplar) is the source of this 4784-nucleotide messenger RNA. RefSeq names its product protein TIME FOR COFFEE-like. Gene Ontology annotation, biological process: regulation of circadian rhythm. NCBI's taxonomy places the organism in Eukaryota, Viridiplantae, Streptophyta, Magnoliopsida, Malpighiales, Salicaceae. The record is from RefSeq and is a predicted model, not a curated record. Bases 308 to 4063 code for a protein of 1251 amino acids. The transcript is spliced from 12 exons. Gene Ontology annotation, cellular component: nucleus.
AGAAUAAAAAAGGGAUGAGAUUAUAUGAGUGCCCAAAAAAGAACAACCUGGUGAAAGAAAAAAACGAGAGAAGGUCAGUCAGCCAAAGCCGCAGAAGAGAGGAGAAACAGGGAAACUUUGAGAGAGAAAGAGAAAGAGAGAGAGAGCAUUAAUUCAUUUUCUGGUAAGGUGCUCCUUGUUUGUUUCUCUUCCGGAUAACAUACAUUUGUAGAAAUCUUAAAUUUUUCCUUCUUUUUGUCGCCGCCGAUUAUGGUGAAUUUCCGGUAGCUGUUAGAUAUUGAGUGUUAGGAAGAGGUGGUCAAAAUUUAUGGAUAGAAAUAGAGAAGGAAGGAGAUCAUCAUCAAACAUGGCAGCCUCUAACGGAUUAUCAAGACGGCGACAGCAGAGAACUACAAGAGAUUCUACUGAGGAGGAUGGACAAAUAAUGGUACAAGAAUCGGCGAGGCUGAGAGAUAGAGGAGGGAGUAAGAGGGAAAGAGAUCGAGAAUUGUUGAGUAGGAAUAAGCGUAGUAGAAGAAGAGGAGGAGGAGGAGGGGGGGGAGAUAGGUCAGUACAAGGAAGUAAUAAGGAAGAAGGAGAGGAGACUACAGAAGAAAGCAUCGGUUAUGAAGAUGGUAAUGAAAUUGAAGACGGAGAGGUUUCUCGGUUGCGGCCGCCGCUGGGAGCUGUAAAACAAGUUCCCGGUUCUAGAGUCGCUGCUGACGAAAUGAUUGGUGUCUCUGUACCUAGAAAGGCCCGGUCAGCUUCUGUGAAGAGGUCACAUGAGAGUUGGGUAUCGGGAAAUGGUGGAUUUGGUUGUGAAGACAGGCGAGCUUCGAUUUCACCGGCGGCGAGCAGGAGCUUUGAGGCUGCAUCGCCUUCUUCGUCGAUUGUUUCGGUCAUAAAAAAGACGAAAUCAAGUGGACCCAAGACUCGGCUUCCAAAAGUGUCGAAAUAUUCUACAAGUUCAGUUCAGGAAGAUUUUGAGAUUGAGAUCGCAGAAGUUUUGUAUGGUUUAAAGAAGCAAUCACACGGGCCUAAGAACGAGGAGAAGGCUGACAAUGGUUUGCGGAAGAUUGAUUCAAUGGAUUCUAAUGGAAUCGUUCAUGAUUCUAAAUCAUCUCCGAAUUCAAACUUUUCUCGGACAUCGAUACGGAGUCAAAAUAAUGCCUCUGCUUCGGAUACUUUAAUUGGUUUAGGUGAAAGGGAGGAUGCAAAAAUGGAAUUUUCUGCAACGAAAUCGGGGAAACCAUCAUUGUACUCAGAAUCAUGUGAGGUUUCACAUGACAUGGUUGCUUCUAAACUUGCGUCUGGGUUGGAGUCACAGGACGAAGCAAUGACACAACAGGAUUCAAAACCGGCAAUUGAAGAAUCUGGGGUAUCGACUAAGGAAAAAUCUGUAUUGCCAGAAGAGAAAUCACCUGUGAGCAAAAAAUUGGAUGUUGAUUUCCGUGAUUCCGUUUUGAAAAAAUCGACCUCAACCGUGUCAAAGGUAGACAGCCAGCGAGAGGAGAAGUUCGAGAUCGAUCUGAUGGCUCCUCCUCCCAUGGUGUCUUCUCCAGAAUGGGAUGGCUUUGUUGAUUUGUCUUCGAAUCCUAAGCCCGCAGCCCAAGAUGUGGAAAUGAAAAUGGAAAAUAUGGUUAAGAAUAAAGAAUUGGUGGACAGUCCGGUGACGAAGGAAGGGGUUCUUUUUGAAGAUAAGGUGACGAAGACAGUUAGAGAAAAGCGUGGAUUAAAACUUGAUUUUGAGAAGCCGAAUCGCAAUGUGCAGCAGAAAGUGCAACCUAAAGCUAUCGUUCCUAAAGUGGAGACAGCUGCUCAAUCUGGUUCGUUGCCUUUGCCAAUUGCCAUACCUAGCUGGCAAAGUAGCAAUCUUUUGCCUCUGGGAUACACGACUUCCUUUCAGACAGUUGUGCCCAUGGAUGGGACAACCAGAUCAUCCAAGGCAUUACAGCCUCCACAGUUUAUCCCUCAACCUCGGCCAAAGAGAUGUGCAACCCAUCAUUAUAUUGCUUGCAACAUUCGCUUGCAACAGCAAUUUACAAAGAUGAACCAUUUCUGGCCAGCGGCAGCUGGCUCUGCUACUCUAUGUGGAGCCAAACCCAAGAACCUCAAUGUAAUGCCUUCUGCAGAAAACAUGAUAAUCAGACACCCAUCGCAAGGUAGCUUUGCAGUUGUGAAUCUAAAUUCUGCCCAGGACAAAGUGCAGGCGGUGCCAAACAUUCCAGAUUUUACUCUAAAUGAUAGAGGCUCUGAGAGUGCCACCUUGAUAGAUACAGCACAGAAGAAGCAGCUAGUGCUCCAACAGCCUCCACAGCCAGCCCCAGCUGGUAAUUUAAUGCAUGGCCCUGCUUUCAUCUUCUCCCUCAAUCAGCAUCAAGCGUCCACAGCAGCAAUAACAAGUCAAACUGGGCCUUCUAAAUCUGCUUCCCCAAUCAACAAUGAAUCAUUGUCUGGCAGUGCUGUAGCUGGAGUAACGACAAACUCUUCAGCAUUGCCAGGGAUGGCUGCAGCUGUGAGCUUUACCUACCCAAAUUUGGCAGCCAAUGAAGCUCCGUACUUGACAAUUCUACCAAACAAUGGUUAUCCAUUCCCCACUCCUGUUGGAAACCCAACAUUCAGAGGUGGAACCCCUGCCCAAGCAUUGUCUUUCUUUAACGGGUCUUUCUACUCAUCUCAGAUGUUACAUCCAUCCCAGCUUCAGCAGCAACAACCUCAACCUGUAGUCCAACCAGGACAUCAGAAUGCAAGUGCUUCAAGUGGCUCAUCAUCAUCUCACAAGCAACCCAAAAGUCAGCAACGGGGGGCACAUGUUAGCACUAAUAACUUUUUGACCUCGACAAUGAUGCAGUCACAGCAGCCGCCAAAGACUCGUAUACCUUCCCAUCACACUCGGAAGCUUGACUCUGAGAUGAGUGGGGAGAGCACCCCAAUAAUUGCUGAUACCCGAGCCUCUCACUUGAAAAAGAGUGUUAAUGGCCCUAAUUUUAUGAUUCCUCUUCAGCCAAACUUUGGUUUAAUGGCUUCUACAAAUGUUGGUGGCGGUGGAAAUCAUGGUGAAAAGCAGCAGCAACAUCAAUUGUCACAGGAAAAGAAUUUGAAGGGUGGAGUAGAGCUUAUCCCCUCUCAAGCAUUUGCAAUGUCAUUCGCCUCUUUCAAUGGAAGCAAGACAGCUACGAACCUUAAUUUCUCAGCUAUGGCACAAAAUCCUACCAUCUUACAAAGCUUCCCAGACAUGACAUGGCAGGGGUACCAGGUUGUAUCAGCAGCUCAGGCCACACAAAAGAAGAGCCAUCAGCUGUCUGAAGGGAAGACUGGAGGCGGUUCAACCAAUCCUGACGAUGGAAAAAAAGCUACAAUGGGAAGGCCAUCUACAAGUACUGGGCAGACACUUAUUUUCGAUAAUUCAGCUAGAACUCUCGACUUUGUGCCAUCUCCUUUCACUGGACACUGGCCUUCUCGCGCCAUCACCGGACCUACGAGCAUUCAAAUGGCUGCUAAUUCAAGCACAACUUCUCAGCAACAACAGCUCGUUCAGCUUCAGAAGCAACAUAUUUUGCAGCAGCCUAUUGGUGCAGCCGAAAAUAAAGCACCAACAUCCAGCAGCCUGCCUUCGCCCUCCACUGAUGCCAAGUUUUCAAAUAAUACUCCCAUUUUUUCUCGAACUCAAGCUCAGGGAAGUACUCCACAAAAUCCCCAGUGGAAGAACUCGUCCAGAACCCCUUCCACGCAAUCCCCACUUGCAUCUCUCUCAGCAUCCAACACAGUUCAUAAGAAUGCUUCCCAGCAGCAAGGAAGAGCACCACAAGGCUGUAGCCAAAUAUCAUUUGGGCAAAGUUCCAAGUCUGCUUUGCCGCCACAAGGGCAACAAAUAUCCUCUAGUAACCAUUCUCCAUCUAGUGGUGGCAACUCGAUAACAACUUCAAAGAAUGCCAACGCUAAUUCAUCGGUUCCUGUUACACAGCCACAGCAGUGUGACAACUCCUCAAGUGGGAAUGCCCAGAAGUCCUCCCCGGUUUGUGGUAGGAAUGUGCCAUCAAUCUUAAGCACGUGCGCCAGCCACCUUUCUGAGCUGAAGUACUAGAGUCGUUUUCGACAGAAGUCCAUCUAUUUGAUGUGUUCGUCAAGGACCAGUUGCUCCAACUGCCAUCCGGGUCUGAAAUCUGAAUGUUGCAAAUGAUGGUUGUGGCCAAUUUAAAGGCGUUCUGCAAUUUGCUCUGCUUCUAUCAUUGCUGCCCAUUUUACAGUGUAAUCUUGUAUCAUUUCUUUCUCUCUCAAAUCCAAAGCCAUGGGAGCUGGAUAGCAGGACUAGAAAACAGUUGAUUGUCUCCCCGAGGAUUUUGGGGUCUUGCAUUAUACAAUUAGAAGGAGGCUAAUUCUUGGUGGGGAACCGGCAAUUGAAGACAUCUGCCGGCAUUUCAUGGAGUAAUGAAUUAUUGGUGGCGAGGAAUUCAUUGCAAGUGAGAUUUUUUGACGAAGGUAGAACUGUUCUUAUCAUACGUGGAUGUCUGAGCGCCACUUUGCCUUCAUGAGUUCGGCAAGGAUGUAAGAAGACAGGGUGUUGUGGAAAGGGGAGAUAGGGUUCAUAUUAGGCGUACAGUUUCUGAAGUUAAUUUUGUCGGGACCUGCCAUAUUUGAACAUCAUUCAUCGGCAGACCUAUCAUAUAGUUACACAUUUAAGGUUAUUGGUAGUUGAUAGGGUCCAAUUUAAUUUGAUUUAUGUAAUGUGAUGCUGAUGUGUAAAUAUGAUAAGUGGUUAACAUAGAAUAGUAGGCAAUGUCCCUGAGAGUUCUGUUCUUUGAUUA